Messenger RNA from Candida tropicalis MYA-3404, 267 nucleotides. RefSeq lists its product as uncharacterized. NCBI's taxonomy places the organism in Eukaryota, Fungi, Ascomycota, Pichiomycetes, Serinales, Debaryomycetaceae. Gene Ontology annotation, molecular function: 2 iron, 2 sulfur cluster binding. The transcript has a single exon. The record is from RefSeq and is a predicted model, not a curated record. Gene Ontology annotation, biological process: intracellular iron ion homeostasis. The coding region runs from base 1 to 267 and encodes 88 amino acids. Gene Ontology annotation, cellular component: nucleus; cytosol.
AUGUCUAACCCGUUAACAUCAGAUUCACUUAGAGAUAUAAUUGCAGCAAGAUUACAGGCAAACUUGGUUCAAGUUGAAGAUAUGUCUGGUGGCUGUGGGCAAGCAUUUGCUGUCAUAAUUGUAUCACCUGUAUUUCAAGGUAAAAACAAAUUGGCAAGACAUAGAUUAGUCAACACUCAAUUGAAACAAGAAAUAGCGAGUAUACAUGCAUUCACUCAGAAAAGUUUUACUCCUGAGGAAUGGAUUUCACAAGGCGGUCAACUAUAA